This is a messenger RNA of Danio aesculapii, 1021 nucleotides long. RefSeq names its product regulator of G protein signaling 5b (gene rgs5b). The record is from RefSeq and is a predicted model, not a curated record. NCBI's taxonomy places the organism in Eukaryota, Metazoa, Chordata, Actinopteri, Cypriniformes, Danionidae. The transcript is spliced from 4 exons. The coding region runs from base 68 to 583 and encodes 171 amino acids.
AAAAAUCUCAGUCAACAUUUAGACAUCCGCUUGUGGAGCGUAGCGGGAAAUCUUUGGACCUGAUAACAUGUGUCGAGCACUAGAACAUCUGCCCAUCACCUGUCUGGAAAGGGCAAAGGAGUUUAAGGCUCGAUUUGGAAAUUUGCUGAAGCAAGAGUUGAAUAUAAUGGGCCACUCCAAAAAAACAGACAAACUGUUAUUGGAGGACAGACAGUCUUUUCACGAACUGCUGCUUCACAAAGAUGGACUGUGCGCUUUCACAACAUUCCUGUCAUCUGAAUACAGUGAAGAAAAUAUCGCUUUCUAUUUGGCCUGCGAGGACUUCAGGAACACAAAGAGCUCUUCGAAACUGUGCGCAAAGGCCAAGAAAAUCUAUGAGGAGUUUAUCUGCUCUGACGCACCAAGAGAGGUUAACCUUGAUCAUGAAACCAGAACCGUCACCUUGAAGAAUAUGGAGCAGCCCACAUCCUCCUGCUUCAACUUCGCCCAGAGUAAAAUUUACACCCUCAUGGAGAAAGACUGUUACCCUCGUUUCCUCAAGUCUGCAGUCUACCAGGAACUCAUUACACAACACAUGAGGUAAACUACCCGUGGCUGAUCUAAAGACCGCAGCACGGGAAUGCGUCCCAGAUAAACACGCCAUUUGUGUGACAUGAUGGGCGGUGAACGAUCUGAACCUGGGCUUUCGAGAAGUUCAGCGGUGGACACACGGUGGACUCAUAAUGCCAGAGUCAGACCUGAAUACCUCGGGCAUUAGAGGACAUUGAUUCUCAGAUAUGAAUACAGUAUGGAGCACACAAGGACAAUCAAGUUCAUAGCACUGGAUAAAUACUGUGGAAGUGGAACUACUUUGCACAUUUAUGUCUUUUUGUAUGUGUGUGUGUGUGUGUGUGUGUGUGUGUGUGUGUUUUGAGUAUUUAUUGAAAUGUUAUAUUGAAACUAGUAUUAUUUAUAUUUGAUGAACAAAUGUUAGGUUAUUUAUUGAAUUCUGAGUGAACAAAAAACUUGAAUAAAUUUUUUA